Messenger RNA from Dictyostelium purpureum, 456 nucleotides. RefSeq lists its product as uncharacterized. NCBI's taxonomy places the organism in Eukaryota, Evosea, Eumycetozoa, Dictyosteliales, Dictyosteliaceae. The record is from RefSeq and is a predicted model, not a curated record. The coding region runs from base 1 to 456 and encodes 151 amino acids. The transcript has a single exon.
AUGAAUAAAUCAAAUAUAUUAUUAUUAUUAUUUAUUACUCUUGUAUCAUCAUUGUUAAUAGUUGGUGUUCAAUCCGAAGAUUUUGAUCCAACCAAAUGGGCUAGAUUCGAUGUAUAUUGCAAAUCUGAAUGUGGUGAAAGUGAACACAGAACCAUUACACUCAGCGUUGGUUCCUGUCAAUCAUUUGCUGACCAUUGUGGGGACAAACCAUCUAUUCAAGUAAUGACAACUUAUAAUCCAACUACUGAAGAAUACACUUUUACUGGUUCACCAGCAAGUGAUGCUCAAUGCUCCACCAUUGUCCAACAAGCCCAAAAUGUUUCAAUGUAUCAAUGUUUCACACUUUUAGAUUAUUUCGAAGGUCACCACGAACUCACCUCAUCCUCAAUUUCAAUUCAUCAAACCACUGCUGUAUUUUUAAUUUUAAUUUCAAUUUUAAUUUCAUUAAUUAUUUAA